Adineta ricciae is the source of this 783-nucleotide messenger RNA. The record is from the annotation of a GenBank genome assembly. NCBI's taxonomy places the organism in Eukaryota, Metazoa, Rotifera, Eurotatoria, Adinetida, Adinetidae.
AUGUUCGAAGCUCGGCUUUUACACGGUUCAAUCUUUGCUAAAGUUAUUGAAGGUCUCCGGGAACUAGUCAAUGAAGCCACGUGGGAAUGCAGUGGUAAUGGUAUAACUCUACAAGCCAUGGAUAGUUCUCACGUGGCAUUAGUUUCACUCGUAAUGCGAAGUGAAGGUUUUGAAUCAUAUCGAUGCGAUCGAAAUAUGAGUCUUGGUAUCAGUCUUGUCAGUAUGUCAAAAGUAUUGAAAACGAUGGGUAAAGAUGAUUCGUUAACCAUCCGUGUGAACGAUGACUCGGAUUCGAUUAUUAUUGCAAUGGAAUCACAAAAUCAAGAUAAAUUCGCCGAUUAUGAGUUACGUUUGAUGGAUUUGGAUAGUGAACAUUUAGGCAUUCCAGAUACAGACUAUUCAUGCGCAAUUAAGAUGCCCAGCAGUGAAUUUUCUCGUAUCUGUCGAGAUAUGAGCAUUAUGGGCGACUCAGUUCUUAUAUGCACAACGAAAGAAGGUGUGAAAUUCUCUGCCAAAGGUGAUCUUGGUCAAGGAAGUAUUCGUCUUGUUCAAACGACCAACAUUGAAAAGGAAGAAGAAGCAGUUAUUAUUGAAAUGAAAGAAGCAGUUGCAUUAACAUUUGCUGUACGAUACUUGAGCAUGUUUUGUAAAGCUGCACCACUUUCACCCCAAGUUGGUUUGAGUCUUUCCGAAGAUACGCCAUUAAUGUGCGAAUUCAAAAUCGCCGAAAUGGGUCAUGUUCGCUUCUAUUUGGCUCCAAAGAUCGAAGAUGCUGAAAACUAA